Molecule: messenger RNA, 889 nt
Organism: Hordeum vulgare subsp. vulgare (domesticated barley)
Lineage: Eukaryota; Viridiplantae; Streptophyta; Magnoliopsida; Poales; Poaceae
Product: ribonuclease H2 subunit C
Exons: 4
Coding region: 29-520 (163 amino acids)
Biological process (GO): RNA catabolic process
Cellular component (GO): ribonuclease H2 complex
Source: RefSeq, a predicted model, not a curated record
GGCUGCGCUGAAACCCCCAAACCCAACCAUGGAGAAAGCCACCCUUCCCGCCGCCGCCGCCGCCGCCGGCGUCGACCUUUCCCCGGCGGCGACCGACCUCGGCCGGGUGCACCUCCUUCCCUGCGGCAUCAGGCACAACAGCGCCGCCGCCGUCUCCGACUACUUCAAGCCGAGGGACACCGAUGUGGAGGUGGAUGGCGUGAAGGUGGAGGAGGCCUUCUUCCGCGGGAGGAAUCUGCAGGGCGCCACCGUCGCGCUCCCCGAUGGCUACCGAGGUUAUGUUUUGGAGAAGAAGAAGAACGAAGAAAAGGAUGCUCAGGGCAUGGAUGAGGAGGCUAGCAAUUUUGUAUCCCGUGCAGAAUUCCAGAACAUAACUUACUGGAACCAUGACACCAUGCCAUCAGCAGAGGAUCCUCUCCCUCGGUGCUUUCAUUGGUUAGCCAUUGCGAAUGCAAUGCACAAGCCAGUGACUGCUGAAGACAUGGCUAACAUGUCAGCCAGGCAGAAUCAGAACAGUUGACCAAGAUCUAUUACAUAGUGAUUCUGUUAUUUGGUUCCAGCAGGUGCAUCGUCCAAGCAAUCUACUACUCUGAUGAACUUGGAAUUUCGGAAUUGUAAGAGUAGCCAUUAGCUGCUAGCCUGUGAGGGCCAGGCUCUCUGCGUUAAGAACUUAAGGUGGUCACCCUCCAGUGCCCCUGUUGAAGAAUGUUUGCCGAAGUCCUGCAUUUAACGUACUGUAUUGAUUUUUAGAACUCCUGUGCUCUUUCCUGUUUUACAGACCAGCUCAUGUGUCAGGCUAUCGAUAUAUGUAAUGUUGUGAAUGGGUUACCAGUGAUAACUUUUUAGUUGUCAUGUCUUAAUAUGAUGUUGGAAAAUUACAUUGUCUUAA